AUGAGAAGGAACUACUUAAAGACUUGGAAAAGCACCUGAAGUGGCUCCUUGUGAAGUUUUGAGAGAUCGCCAAGAUUGUGUAGCAGCGUUAGCAAAUCAAACCGUGGGUUAUAUUGAAAAGUUAUAAACAUAAAACAGUCUAACAUUCUUUAAUCAUUUAACAUUCAUACUUUUUCAAUGAUGAAUUAUUCUUAAAUGUGCAAAAAUGUAAAGACUGAGUUGGUGUUAAACUCCUGACUUGAACUUGCUCUGUACAUCAUGACAAUUUUCUUGUUUUCUUAUUAAGCAGACUUUUUAAUCCACAUGUAAUCUAGAGCCAAGGGUAUGUUCCUUCCAGAAAUAUCCCUUUGGUUUCCCAGAUCCCUGCGGGCUGCAUAAGAAGAGAUGUUGUCCAAAAAGGUGAUAUGAGGCAAAUGCAAUUAACUGUUCCGUUCUUUCUGUCUUUCUUUUUGUGCACUCUCUUUUCAUGUCAGAGGGGAUUACAGUCAGGGUGGGGGAAGACCAAACCUCUUGUUUUUGUGUGUAUUGGAACGAGUACAAGCAAAAGCCUGGAACAGGAUCUCGGUGGGCUUAAAGCCCAAGCUGUCUGACCCUCAUGCAUUCACCGAGCACAAAAGUUCAGCCGACCACACAGACAGAGAGGAGAGAUGUAGAAGGGUGGGAAGAAGCUGAAGUCUAGUCCUAUAUGAAGUUUGGUGUGAUGCCAAGUCUAAACAUGUUCUUCGGUAUCUUCAACUCUGACAUCAAACAGAUAUUUAUUUUUAUGCCUCAAAAUUUUUUAAUUAUAGUAACACAGAGGUUGAAGCCUAUUGUGAUGCCAAAGUCAGAUUCCCUUUAUUAAAAAAUUUAUAAAUAAAAAAUGUAUUACUUAAAAGAUGCAUGACCUGACUGUUCAAAGAUUUACUCAGAAAUGUAUCUACAAUGUUUCCUCUAUUUUGUCAUAUGAAAACUUUCUUGCAGAAUAUGCAUAUAAAAAUAGUGAUAUAUGUCCAUCAGAGUCUCAGUAUUUAGGAUUGGACAGCCCAUGAACUAUAAAUUAAUAUAUAUCACCAAAUAAUUAACUUUUUUUUAUUAAAUAAAAAAAAAAUUCUCCAUCAUUGUAAAGCAACAGUAAAAUUUCUUGGAGGCAAUAUAAAAUCCUUACAUAAUCCAAAAGCAACAGAGAAUCGUUCUUUGCUUGGCCGGUUGAACUCCCCGUCGGUUCUUUAUUUCACGGGAUAGAAGAGCACUUGGUGAGAAAAGUACAUGCCUGUGCACUGAUUGCAAUGUCCAGCCUAGCAUACGUGCCUUAUGAAGUGCUGCAGAGAAAUUGCGUUUUAAGGUUGAACGCACCUCUCCUAUUAUCACGUCUUUCUGCUCCUCUGCUGGUAAAGCUCAAUUUGUUAAAGAACAAACUAUUCCAUGAAUUUAGUAUAUGCAUCCUAAAGCAUAUACGUGAAUGUAUUACAAAAAUUGUUAAUUAUAAGGGGGUAAACUGCAGUUGAGGAGAAACUUCAGCGCGCUUCCGUUGACCGCUCUGCGCUCGCUGGAUUUAGAUGCAUCCGCGCGCUACCAUUGUCACCGGUUCUUCUCACGACUGCGGAAAGUGAAAUGGACGAAUUUAAAGAAAACGGGGCUAUAGGAAGGCAGUCCGGUCAGUGGUCUCUCCACCUUCGAGGUGUGGUCUCUUUCCAGAAACUUUCAAAACUAGGCGGCGCGUGAUGCUGCGCUCGAGAAGGUAUUCAGCAGAGAAGCGCAUGAGACUGGCCUGGUCUUCCAGGCACGAGCGGUUCAGCGCACCGCGCUCUCAAAGCAAGAGCAACAUCCACCUGCCGUCUGUGUGCCAAGUAAAGUCAGGUUAAGAUCAGUGCUGAGAAUGGGUGCUGUAAAGGGUGAGGGUGCUUUAGAUGGUGGAUGGGGAUGGAUUAUUGUGUUGGCCUCUUUCAUGGCCCAGUUCCUAUCCUUUGGAUCUCCCCAGUCUGUCGGUGUGUUGUACCCUGAGUGGCUCAGUGCCUUCCAGGAGGGAAAAGGCAUGACGGCUUGGGUCGGAUCCAUGGUGUCUGGUGUGGCGUUCAUCACCAGCCCAGUGUGCAAUGCUUGUGUGGAUAAUUUUGGUGCACGGCCGGUAACUGUCUUCAGUGGUCUGAUGGUGGCCGGAGGUCUGAUGCUGAGUGCUUUCGCUCCGAACAUCUCUUUCCUCAUCUUCUCCUAUGGCAUUGUCGUCGGUAUUGGCUGUGGACUUGUCUAUGCUGCCACCCUGACCAUAACCUGCCAGUACUUUGACAAGAGGCGUGGCCUAGCACUGGGCAUUGUCACCACAGGUACAAGUGUGGGCGGGUUCAUUUACGCCACACUCCAGAAUGAGCUCAUUGAGUUGUUUGGACUGGAGGGCUGCCUGCUUAUCGUUGGAGCACUGGCGCUCAACCUGAUGGCAUGUGCUGGGCCAAUGCGACCUAUGAACUUACCUGGAUACUACCUAAAGCAGAGAGCUGCUCUACAGCGUACAGAAGAACCAGAACCACUCUACACCAAACCUACUGCCAUUAUCAUUGACUCUGAUCUCAAAGCCACAUCCGGCUCAGCCGAUAACACAGUCAACAUUAAGCUUUUGAUCAUCAAGGAACCCACCCAACUGCAAGAGAGUGAAGGGGAAAGAAAAGGUGGGAUAUUGACUUGUUCAGUAGUAGCACGGGCUAUCAAAAAGCAAAUGCGCCCCUAUAGACAGUACCUUUGCAAGACUAUAGAGCUCCUGCAGGACCGUGUCUUCAUGGCUUUCUGUAUCGCCAUAUUCUUGUUCAGCUUGGGGGCGUUCCCCCCUGUACUCUUCAUGGAGGAUGUAGCCCAGAGCGAGGGGCUUAUCGAUGGGAUUGCACUAAUACCACUCGUCUCCAUUGUUGCCAUGACAACAGGCAUCGGUAAGCUGGUCCUGGGCAUCCUGGCAGACAUGCGAUGGGUGAACAGCUUGUACCUGUAUGCCCUGACGCUGACAGGCACGGGCACAGCUCUGCUGCUCAUUCCUGUGUCGAAAAGCUACAUAGGUCUGCAAGUUUUAUCAGCCGCAGUUGGAUUUUUCUCAGGGAACUGGUCUCUCACAUCCUACAUCACUACCAAGAUAGUGGGCAUUGAACGACUCAGCCAGGCUCACGGCAUUCUCAUGUGCUUCGGGGGGUUUGGAAUCACCCUCGGGCCACCUGUCGUAGGUUGGUUUUUCGACUGGACUCAGUCAUAUGACUUGGCAUUUUACUUCAGUGGCACUUGUGUUUUAGUGUCUGGAAUUUUUCUGUUCUUGUUCUGUUCCACUCUGCCUUGCUGGAACGGGACGUCAGAGGAGGGAAAUUCCCCUACAGAAGAGGACAUCAACACUUCUCGACAGCCCACUCUUGAUUGUGACAAAGUAGCUUCUGUGGCUUGAACAAUCUCUCAAAGGUCUAAAAACGACCUUGGUCUUAACAUUCUGCUGAACAUGUAGAAGAUUGACUUCCUUUUCUUAUGGUUUUCUUAUCUGGUAUGGAUUUGACAGGGGACUUCUCAUGGUGCCAAACAUUUUCUUUUGUUCAAAGCAAUACAUUUUUGUAUAUCUCCCACAAACCCUGUCAUUUUGAGAGGGUGUAUUCAUUUUUCUUAGAUGCUUUUAAGACUGCCUCUUUUUUAGGCUUAUAUAUAGCAGAAGUUGUUUGCUAGUAGCAUAAGUUGAUUGUUUACUGAACACAGAUUCUGUUUUUUGUAGAUCUUGAUCACUUGAAUUGUGUUACUUUACUCUCCAAGAUGAAUGGUCUCACCGUGUUGGAUGUGGACAUCAUCAACCUAUGAAGAUACAUGCUAGCAUCAAUGAGAACAUUUGUCACUGAAAGCUGCAGAGAGAUAUAAUGUGUGAAUGGAGUUUUUACUGCACUUACCAUGAAAAACAUUUUAAAAAUCCAUAUCCAAAGAUUUAUUUAGUUAUUUCUGGAAUAACAAGGACUUUGAAAUAGUAACUGCACAUUAUCUUCCUGUUUUUGUUUUGUGUUUUUGUUUUACAAGAGUCUCCUUCACACAGGGCCAUCCUUAAGGGGCUGUAACUGUUGCAGCCGCACUGGACCCUGCACUUGAGGGGGCCCUGCCUUCACAUUAUCUUCUUUUUUUUGUCUGCAAUACCAAAGUGACAACAAAUUGAAUUUAAUUGGUAGAGAGAAGCCUUAUUUUGAAAUUGUCUUACUUUAGCCACAUUUGAUUUUAAGACAUACCUCAGCAUGUUCUGCAUCUCUAAUCGGUAGCAAUGUAGAAAUAUCUGAAUAUGCUGAAGUCCAUAAAAAAAACAAAAAAAAAAAAGAGACAGAAUUUGAUUCUGUGAUUAAUGUAUGUGUAUGUCUGCGCCAGGUAAUAUGGUAAUCCUUCACAGUUUUUUAACAGGCUGGUCCCUGACAACACUAUAUAUUUUAUUACUGUAUAUGUGAGAUGCCAGUGUCAAUAUUUCACGUCAGUAUAUGUUGUAGAACCUUAAUAUAUUAUGUAUAAAUAUUUGCAAAUGAAUGUUAAGAAAAUGCCACUACACUUUUGACCAAAGACUUGCUUUGUGUCUUGAGUAAACCUUUGACUGGGUGCAAAAUAAUUCUGUAUAAAAUGUAACAUUGUCCCCCAAUAUCAUAUAUCUGUCGUUACUUUAUUGCAGUGAGUCUGUUUUAUACAAUACUGUUAGGUAAUUUUUAGGUAAAAGUGACAAUAAAAAGAAUUUAUGACAAACA
Molecule: messenger RNA, 4700 nt
Organism: Carassius auratus (goldfish)
Lineage: Eukaryota; Metazoa; Chordata; Actinopteri; Cypriniformes; Cyprinidae
Product: monocarboxylate transporter 9-like
Exons: 6
Coding region: 1856-3391 (511 amino acids)
Biological process (GO): monocarboxylic acid transport; transmembrane transport
Molecular function (GO): monocarboxylic acid transmembrane transporter activity
Source: RefSeq, a predicted model, not a curated record